Oncorhynchus kisutch (coho salmon) is the source of this 2488-nucleotide messenger RNA. RefSeq names its product NIMA-related kinase 2 (gene nek2). Gene Ontology annotation, biological process: protein phosphorylation. Gene Ontology annotation, molecular function: protein kinase activity; ATP binding. The record is from RefSeq and is a predicted model, not a curated record. The coding region runs from base 324 to 1664 and encodes 446 amino acids. NCBI's taxonomy places the organism in Eukaryota, Metazoa, Chordata, Actinopteri, Salmoniformes, Salmonidae. The transcript has 9 exons.
CUAUAUGUAGUAGACGGACCAAUCACAUUGAAGAAUUCAGGCACCAAUUUGAAACCACCGCAAGGAAUCCCUGCUUCCUUUUCGUCGCUUGUGUUAUCAACAUAAAACACGUUGUUUUGACGAGUAGUUAGCAAGCAAUUUUAUCAAUACGUUAUCGGAGAGAUAUAGUCAGCAUUUACGUUUGCUAACGAUAUUUUAAGAAAAAAAACGUCCAGAAUAGUCGUUAUUGCUUUCGAUAGAUAGCUGCGUUAGCUACCUUGCAUUGCAAUCUGCAUUUAGCUAACUAGUUAUAUACUAGUAACGUUAACGUUCGCUACGACAAAAUGCCAUCUCGUGUUGAAGAUUAUGAGGUGUUGUAUACCAUAGGGUCAGGGUCUUACGGAAAAUGUCAGAAAAUACGGAGGAAAUCUGAUGCCAAGAUUCUAGUUUGGAAGGAGUUGGACUACGGCACAAUGGCUGAGAGCGAGAAGCAGAUGCUGGUGUCCGAAGUCAAUCUCCUGCGUGAACUGAAGCAUCCAAACAUUGUGAGAUAUUAUGACCGUAUCAUUGACCGGACCAACACCACACUGUACAUCGUUAUGGAGCACUGUGAAGGCGGUGACCUCUCCAGCCUCAUCACCAGAUGCAUCAAAGAAAGGCGUUACUUGGAGGAGGAAUUCAUCAUGCGAGUCAUGGCACAGCUCACUCUUGCCCUGAAGGACUGCCAUCGCCGGAGCAAUGGUGGGGCCACAGUGCUGCACAGAGAUCUUAAGCCCGCCAAUAUCUUCCUGGAUGUCAAGCAGAAUGUCAAGCUUGGCGACUUUGGUCUCGCACGUAUCCUGAACCAUGACACCAGUUUCGCAAAGACUUUCGUUGGGACCCCAUACUACAUGUCUCCUGAACAAAUAAAUCGCAUGUCCUACAAUGAGAAAUCAGAUAUCUGGUCCUUGGGGUGCUUGUUGUAUGAACUCUGUGCCUUAUCGCCUCCUUUCACAGCUUAUAACCAAAAAGAGCUGGGAGAGAAGAUCCGAGAGGGAAAGUUUAGGAGAAUACCCUACCGGUAUUCAGAGGAGCUGAAUACACUCCUGUCCAGAAUGCUCCAUUUAAAGGACUACCUGAGGCCCUCAGUUGAGUCCAUUCUCCAGAGCAGCCUGUUGGCGGACCUGGUCGCCGAUGAACUUAGGCGGGCGCAGGCAAGACACCGGAGGAGGUCGGCUGAUCCAGAGAAACCAAAGCCUGCAGAGUCUUCAACCACCCCUACUAUUGCGGCGCUGAGGCUGAAGGAGCAGGUGCUGCGGCACAGGGAGAAGGCCCUGAAGGAGCGAGAGGAGAGGCUGGAGCAGCGGGAGCAGGAGCUUUGUGUUCGCGAGAGACUAUCAAAUGAGAAGCUUGCCAGAGCGGAGAGUUUGUUGAAGAGCUACAACUUGGUGAAACAGCAGAAGGCCCUGCCACUGCUCUAUUCCAAUGAAAUGGAUGAGGGAGAGGAGAACGUUUCACCUGGAAAGAAGGUCCAUUUUGCCGGAGAAAGCAAAGAGAACCAGAGGCCAGAUCAGAAGCAGAGUGUGAAGAGCCAGGAGCUGGGGCUGAAGAAGAGGCUACAGGCAGCCAACAUGCGGGCCCAGGCCCUGGGGGAGGUGGAGAGGCUCUAUCAGCUCAAGAGCUGGCAGAUCCUAGGCAUCCGCUAGCCCACAGUCUGCUGCUUAGGGCCUGACUAUCAGUGUCAUGUGGAUGGAUGAAUAUAUGGUUGUCAGAGGUGUGAUCCAGAAGUAUCAGGUCUCUGCUUUAGUUUUCCUGACUAACAUUAGUUUCAGAGCUAUUGAAACCUAGUGGUCCAUUGGGAAAUUAUGUAGCUUUUAAUUUAUUUGUAUCAUGGUGAUUGGUUUAUACUAUGGUGAAAUUGCCAAAAUAUUGGGUGCCAGAUAUAUUUUUUGUGGUGUUUUGUGUUUUUUCAACCUUGACAUUUAAAAUGUGUUAUUGAUGCACAGAAUUGCACUCAACUUCUGAUUUGUGAAUGUGAUUUAUAACUACUAUGUACAUACUGUAUGGUGGCAUUAAAAUAUAUUUUAAGGGCAACGUUAGUACAUUAUCUGAAGAUGUAUAAAUAGGUGUACACUCCCGCAUACACUUCUGUUCUGGAGAUAUGUCAAUGUUUUGCAAAUAUGAUAUUGGGAUGGGUUGGCAAAAAACAGGCACUGUUGACCUUCAACAAAUGUCUGUUUCAGACAGGUCCACUUUCUGAAUAACUGUCAACUGAUUGACCUUUGUCCUUAAUGUUUAAUUCUACCUUUGCCCUUGAAUGGUCUCUUAUUCAUUUCAAAGGGGCAUCAUGUACUUUAUUUUGGUUGCAUGAUGAAGUUCAGUUCUUGGUAAAUGUGUUUCUAAACUUCAUUUACAUGUUUUUGUUUUCUAAACAUAAGCAGUUUGCAUAGAAGUUUGGCCAUGAAAAUGAUGUGGGAAUAUAAGUAGUGAGUAUCCUCUUGUGAACAUUAAAGGCAGACUUAAUCAGUGA